This is a messenger RNA of Orbicella faveolata, 1764 nucleotides long. Its product is annotated as platelet-activating factor acetylhydrolase IB subunit alpha1-like. The record is from RefSeq and is a predicted model, not a curated record. NCBI's taxonomy places the organism in Eukaryota, Metazoa, Cnidaria, Anthozoa, Scleractinia, Merulinidae.
CCUUUGUUUGCGAGAGAAAAAGGCACCGUGAGAGUAGUGUCUUGUCCAAGAGUGCAACACAAUGACUCCAGCCAGUGCUUGAACCCAGACCACUCAAACUAGAGUCCAGUUAAUAAUUAACCAUAUGGGGCUACCACACCUCCACAAGAAUAUAGAGUUUGUUAUUAACUGUUGACAAUUCACAGGACUCAAUGGGGCAAUGUUCAAGCAGGUGGUUUUCUAAGCCUUGACCUGUUUGUGUAUCCCAGUCCCAGGCACUUCAUCUCCAGUUACCUAGACAAAAAUCUGGGUGUGGUCUUUGUUAUUGAUUUGGAAACAUUCAAAUCAUUCAACAGUCAACAUUAGGAGUACAUUCCUUUGGAAUGAUCUGGAUUAGGAUCAGUGAUCCAAGAUCAUUCAGAUCACAGUGCAUCAAAGGAGCCAAUGAAUCCACUUUGGGCAAGGAUGCAUCAGUUUCAGCUUUUAUAUACUAUUAUCCGACUGAUCUUGGAUCAUUGAUCCUGACCCAGAUCAUCCCAAAGGAAUGCACCCUAACAAUGUGAACUGUAUUUAUCUUAAUGCAUGUUUUGUAUAUUUUCAGCAUGAGAGAUUUUUACAUGAUGGUAAGGUUUCUCCAUGUGAUGUUUUAUUCAUUGGGGACUCACUCAUACGGAAUAUGAAGGAAACUGAGGCCUGGGAUGCUUAUUUUGCACCUCUGAGUUCUCUUAAUUUUGGAAUUGGCGGUGAUUGUACAGAACAUGUGUUGUGGAGAAUAGAAAAUGGUGAACUGGAUGCAAUAAAUCCUAAGGUCGUAGUAUUGUUAGUUGGAACAAACAAUCAUCACAGUUCUGCUGAACAGGUUGUAGAAGGAAUUGAAUCAAUUGUUUGGAGUAUAAGCAGCAAACUGCCAUCUGCUAAAAUCAUUGUACUGAGUCUGCUUCCUAGAGGAAAACUACCCAACCCCCUUCGUGAGAAACACUUCCAAGUAAACCACACACUGAAGGAAGCCAUUGAGACCAUCCCCAACUCAAUUUACCUGGACUCUGAUCCAGGCUUUGUAAGGAGUGAUGGCAUCAUAAGCCACGAGGACAUGUUUGAUUACCUUCAUUUGACGAGAAAAGGAUACAAAAAAUUCUGUCAACACAUUAAUAAUGUGAUUGUUAAGUUUUUGAAGUACUGAGUGCUCAGAAUUGCUCACAAAGGCAAGGGGAACAGAUGAAGUGAAUUGUAAAUCAACAUGCUCUUCCUCAAAAAGAGGGUUAACAAGGAGGGCCUUUUUUGCUGCAAUAAGGGGGACUGGGGCAGGCUGCCAUCUCACCAGUAGUGAGGUACAAAUUUCCCCUCUGCUCUGGUGAUAGUAGUGUUUUUGUACAGUGGAAUUCAAACACUGGGCCUUUCCCCAAAUUUUCAGAUAUUUUUGGGAUAUUUAGAAGUUUCUGAGAUAUUUAGAAAAGGUUAGGAUAUUUAGAAAAUUUAGGGAAUUUUUUCACAAAUAUUCAUAGUUUAUUUUGGCUUAGCCCUGUGUUUUCAUUGCUAUUUUCUUGAUACAAUAUUCUGUUCUAUGCCAGAAACAAUCCACUUCAGUGAUUUGUCACUCGAAAAAUGUAUUCUAAAUCACUAAAAGCACUCAAGCAGCAGAGUUCCCACUAAUUUUGAUAGUUACUGGUAAGGGUCCUUGGGACUCCCAGUUCCAAAGAGUUGCUUUUUUUUUCUGCUUUUCAGUUGUCCUUUACCUAUGACUAAAAUUUUCAGAACUUUUUUCCUGCAUCCCAAGGACAGGCACAC